Messenger RNA from Clupea harengus (Atlantic herring), 3865 nucleotides. It is a transcript of the gene spryd3, whose product is annotated as SPRY domain containing 3. Lineage: Eukaryota; Metazoa; Chordata; Actinopteri; Clupeiformes; Clupeidae. Gene Ontology annotation, molecular function: protein binding. The record is from RefSeq and is a predicted model, not a curated record.
UUGAAUUAUUAUUAUUAGCAGCAGAACGUGAAUAGAACACUAACAUUUCUACACAGGAGUUUCCGACUUAAAAUAUUAAGCUUCGACAAGAGGAGAAUUGUAAUGCAGCAUGACUCCCAGGUUAUUCAUAGACGGGGUUAUCGAAUCCUCCUUCGACUUUUUGUUCUCGUGAGCUCAUGUUCCGUACGUCACCAGGAAGCGCCGUCUGUAUACUUUAUUGAAGUUUUCUCGCAAAUGGAGUCGACAGUGAGAAAUCAGUUCAAGUGCCUACAAUAGCUACGUUUUUUAAUGUUUUAAUAAGUGAAACAAGCCUCUUCUCCAUAAAAGCCAUUUGAGAUGGAUGACAUCAACCUACACUACAGGUUCCUUAACUGGAGACGAAGAAUCCGAGAGAUUCGUGAGGUCCGAGCUGUGCGCGUUCAGGAGCGAUAUAAACGCAUUCUUAAAGAUGGGGACACACUCAGUUAUCAUGGGAACUCAGAUGAAGUUGGCUGCUAUGUGGCUCCUAGACCAUUAUCAAAAGGAAACUGUUAUUUUGAGGUGACCAUCAUGGACACCGGCGUGAGAGGCACGAUUGCAGUUGGCCUUGUUCCUCAGUUCUACAAGCUUGACCACCAGCCUGGCUGGCUCCCACAUUCUGUCGCAUACCACGCAGAUGAUGGCAAGCUGUACAAUGGAAACCCUGUAGGACAGCAGUUUGGUCCAAAGUGUAACCGUGGAGACCGUAUUGGCUGUGGGAUUUACGCUGAUACUUUAGACGCUGGCCUAACGACUGUUUUCUUUACUAAGAAUGGGAAAGAGCAGGUGGGUUCGGUGGUGGUGCCAGUGGCACCGGACGGACUCUUCCCUGCCGUCGGCAUGCACUCCCUGGGAGAGGAGGUGCGACUGGACCUGCAGGCGGAGUGGGGCCAGGAGGAGGAUGACAGUGUGAUGAUGGUGGACAGCCAUGAGGAUGAGUGGGGUCGCCUCUAUGACGUGCGAGCCAGCGGAACGCUCCUGGAGUAUGUAGGGAAAGGGAAGAGCAUCAUGGAUGUGGGAUUGGCCCAAGCCCGGCAACCUCUCACCACACGUAGUCACUAUUUUGAGGUGGAAAUUGUGGAUGCAGGCGAGAAAUGCUAUAUCGCACUGGGACUGGCACGCAGAGACUACCCCAAGAACAGGCACCCUGGUUGGAGUCGAGGAUCAGUGGCAUACCAUGCAGAUGAUGGCAAGAUCUUUCAUGGAAGUGGGGUAGGGGACCCUUUUGGCCCACGCUGUUUCGAGGGGGACAUCAUGGGCUGUGGAAUCAUGUUCCCACGAGACUACAUCUUCGACUGGGAGGAUGAACUAGACGAGUGGGAGGCACAGGACGUUCGACCCAAGCAGGGCCGCGUACAGAACUUGGUGUACUUGAAUGAUGAAGAAGACGAGGAUGAUGGUGAAGACCCCGAGCAGGAUCAGGAGGGCAGGAAGGUCAUGGUGUUCUUCACCCGCAACGGCAAGAUCAUUGGGCGGCGGGAGGUGGUGGUGCCCGCGGGCGGCUUCUACCCCACCAUCGGCAUGCUGAGCAGCGGAGAGAAGGUCAAGGUGGACCUGCACCCCCUCAGCGGUUGAGCAGGAGUGGGAGGAUGCGCUAGGAAGAAAAAGGAGGGAGAAAAAAAGGAUCCACAUAUCAAGCUAUCAGUUUAAAUGUAUGCUUUGACCAGUUCACCAUCGCAGUCAUCACGAUUAUAUAUAACUACAGCAAUGCAAAAGAGGUGCUUGGGUUUGGUGAGCUCAGCAAAAAUGAACAGGAUUUAUUGGUACUGGUCAUACACUUUUUCUUUUCUUUCUCACUAUCUUCAUUCUUAAACGAACCUCUCGCCUGACGUUAUAUUGGCCAGCAAGUGUGCGCGUCUCAACCAGGAGACAACCGCCACGGAAGGUCCUGAGUGAGAUCCUGUCCGUUAUUACUCCACAGUCGGAAGAGGCUCUUUACGCUCAGGUACAGGGCCUCUGGCCAGGUGUACUCGCAUCAUGACUCUCGGUCCAGCCUUUCCUCAGCCUGUGGCCAAAGCGUGCUGAUAAUCAGGUGACUGGAUUCAGGUCCGAAAACACACAAUCUACAUCAUAUCAGGCUGGGCCGCACUUAAGACUUCGAUCUGAUUUUCCUUACAAAAAAAAAAAUAUUUAACUAAUUCAGGAAAAAAAAAAAAAAAUACAAAAAUAGAUAAAUAUAGUUAAUGUAAAGAUUCCUAUAUUUUUAUGAAUGUGUGUCAUUUCCGUAUGUAACUCCAUCUAUGCCAAACUCUGUGUCACAUAAUGCAGUUGAAAGCUCGUACUGUCACAUUAAUUGGUAUGUCCCCACUUUUAAAUCACACUGUGGGGUGGGUGGGGGGGGGGGGCGGGGCAUGGGCUGACAUGGUCAGCAGCAUCAAGCACUUUCUAUCCAACACUCCCACUUAAUAUUCAUCACAUUCACCUUGUCUUUUUCCCUUCACUGUUGAAUGUCCUUAGUAAGUCAAGUGCCACUCAUAAGUUGAGACAGCUCCGUAGGAAUGUUGAUGACUGUUAUGAAUAAAAGGGAUGAUGUGAAGCUCACCACAGGCAUGUAGGACAAGCUGUGUUUUUUUUUCAUGACUGCUGUUUGUUCUGUCCUCAUCAUCCAUCAUCCAGGAAAGGGCCCCUCAGCAGCCUUCAGUCGGGGAGCUGGAGGAGGCCCCGCUAAGGCAGAUAUGAACUUAAAAACACUGUGGGGUGAUAUGAGCGCUUGGGAUUUAACAGAAUCCCAAGGACAAAAAUGUUCAAACAUAAGAUGUUGAUUCAGCCAUUUUGAAAUUUCCAUUAGACCUCUAGUUUUUCCUGUCAAUCAUUAGUCAUAGUUCUGUUCAUGUUUUCUUCACAACAAAUCACAUUAUAUAACAUAAUAAAGACACAGGGGUAUCACUGGGGUCGUGUCUUGCAAGACAAUGACAUUGUGCUUUUAUAGACACUGUCUGCUGCAUUGCGAAGGCCCCACUCACUGUUGUCCUGAGCACUUUAAAGCAGUCCGCCAACUGAAACACCAGAAACCAGAAGCCAUUUUGCACACCUCAAGUGAGCUCAAACUGUAGAAUCUGUCAGUAUGUGUUGUCUAAUGUGCUUUUUUUGAUGUCUCCAUGUACAAUGAAAAUGAAAAUAUUAUGUAUUUUGUAUCUGCUGUCUAGCAAAUAACCUAAGAUCAAUGCCAAAUUUGUUUCCAUAUUCCCCUCUCCCCACACCUUAGAAAGGGAAUUCUUGAAUGGUUUGAUGGAUUUUAUGAAAUUGUAGAUUUGCUCUCUAUAUGUGCCUCACUUCACUGUUCACAAUGAAAUGUCAUUAUUUAAUAUAGUUACUCUGAAAACCACUCUUCACUUCAUAUCGUAAAGCAGGCAAUAGAUAAAAGAUUGUUCUGAUGUGUUACUGGGGGGGUAGGGGAGGUGAUUGAUUAUCCUGGGUGAUUUCUGUUACACACUGAUUGCAUAUUUAUCAUCGAGCAAUCCAAAAUGCAACAGAUGCGUUCCAGUUUUGAGAUUACCCCCACACCCCAAAAAAGUGUACUAUUCCAAAAAAAAAGUCUUAAAUUGUAUUGAAAUUAUAAGCAUUUAAUACAUCUGUGUCAGGCCAUCUCUAUUUUGGGUUCCAUGUGUUCAUCAUUUCAUGGUCAGAAUUGCUUUUUUUUUUCUUUUUUUUUUCAGCUGAUGAGGAGCAUCAGGGGUGUGUUACCUCAGUGCAUCCAGGCACAGGCUCUAUUCUGUGUGAAAUGCUGAAUGAUGAUUGAGUGAUUGUCAGCCUCAAAUACUGUCAAUGUUAGCAUCUUGCCCAACUGUAGCAUGCACGGUUUUGCUAAUUGUAUAUAUUAUCAUUAAUAAAGAUGGUUAUUUCCAUA